UAAUUCAUAAGUGUAAAGUGGUAAGUGGCAACAUUAGUUUUUGUUGAGUGACGCGGCUCGAACGUCGAACGAACGAUUUUUCCAUGAAAAUUUCAUUAAAGUGAUAGAAAAACGUUGAUAAUAACUGCUUUUUGAGCACUUUAUUAUAAAAUAAGUUAACGCAUCCAACAUGGAGCAGAUCCCACCCCCUAAGGAGGUGAAGAUCCUCGAAACAGCUGAGGAUAUUCAAGAGCGACGUGAACAGGUGUUAAACCGAUAUGAAGACUUCAAGCAAGAGGCUCGCGCCAAACGCGAGAAGCUGGAAGAUUCUAGACGCUUCCAGUACUUCAAACGUGACGCUGACGAGCUCGAGUCCUGGAUCCAGGAGAAGCUCCAGGCUGCCAGCGAUGAGAGCUACAAAGACCCAACCAACUUGCAGGCCAAGAUCCAAAAGCACCAAGCGUUCGAAGCGGAAGUCGCGGCGCACUCCAACGCGAUAGUGGUGCUGGACAACACCGGCAGCGAGAUGAUAUCGGCCGGCCACUUUGCGUCCGAGACGAUCCGCAAGCGGCUGGACGAGCUGCACCGUCUGUGGGAGCUGCUGCUGUCCCGCCUCGCCGAGAAGGGCAUGAAGCUGCAGCAGGCGCUCGUACUGGUGCAGUUCUUGAGGCACUGCGAUGAGGUCAUGUUCUGGAUACAUGAUAAGGAAACGUUCGUGUGCGCUGACGAGUUCGGCUCGGACCUGGAGCACGUGGAGGUGCUGCAGCGCAAGUUCGACGAGUUCCAGAAGGACAUGGCGGCACAGGAGUACCGCGUCACCGAAGUGAACCAGCUGGCCGAGAGGCUCGUGCUCGAGGGACACCCGGAGAGGGAGACCAUUGUGAAGAGGAAGGAUGAGCUGAACGAGGCGUGGCAGCGUCUCCGCCAGAUGGCGCUGAUGCGCCAAGAGCGGCUGUUCGGCGCGCACGAGAUACAGCGCUUCAACCGGGAUGCUGAUGAGACGAUCGCAUGGAUCUCGGAGAAGGAUGUGGUGCUGGGGUCCGAUGAUUAUGGCAGGGAUCUCGCCACCGUGCAGACAUUGCAGCGCAAGCACGAGGGCGUCGAGCGCGACUUGGCCGCUUUGGAAGACAAAGUGGCCACGCUGGACGGGGAGGCAGCAAGACUGGCAGCUAUUCACGGGGACCAUGCUACUGCUAUCCACAGCAAACGCGACGAAAUCACUAACGCUUGGCAGAGACUGGUCGAGAAAGCUAAGGAACGUCGCCUAGCCCUGGAGUCUUCAUACGCGCUGCACCGCUUCCUGGCGGACUACCGCGACCUGGUCUCGUGGAUGAGCGACAUCCGCGCGCUGAUCGCAGCCGACGACCUCGCCAAGGACGUGCCCGGCGCGGAGGCGCUGCUCGAGAGGCACCAGGAGCACAAGGGCGAGAUGGACGCGCGCGAGGACGUGAUGGCGGCGUGCGCGUCGAGCGGCGAGGCGCUGGUGGCGGGCGGGCACCGCGGCGCCGGCGACGUGCAGGCCGCGCUGGACGCGCUGCGCGCCGACGCGGCCGCGCUGCACGCGCUGUGGGAGCAGCGCCGCAUCCUCUACCUGCAGUGCAUGGACCUGCAGCUCUUCUACCGCGACACCGAGCAGGCGGACGCCUGGAUGCACAAGCAGGAGGCUUUCCUUGCUAACGAAGACGUUGGAGAUUCCCUAGACUCCGUGGAGGCUCUGCUCAAGAAGCAUGAAGACUUUGAGAAGUCACUCGCAGCACAAGAAGAAAAGAUCAAGGCCUUAGAUGAGUUUGCCACCAAGCUUAUUGAGGGACAACAUUAUGCAGCUGACGAUGUGGCCCAGCGGAGAGAGAUGCUGCUGGAACGUCGCGCCGCUCUGCUGGAGAAGUCGAACCAACGCCGUGCGCUCUUGGAGGACGCCUACAAGUACCAGCAGUUUGAGAGGGACUGCGAUGAGACCAAAGGCUGGAUCAACGAGAAGCUGAAGUUCGCGACGGACGACUCGUACCUGGACCCCACGAACCUGAACGGCAAGGUGCAGAAGCACCAGAACUUCGAGCAGGAGCUGCUGGCGAAUAAGCCGCGUGUUGAUGAGAUCACCGCUACGGGAUAUAAGCUGUUGGAGCAGGAGCACUUCGCGAAACCACAAAUCUCAUCCCGCGUGGAGGAGCUCGGCGCGUCCUGGGAGAAGCUGGUGCAGGCGUCCGAGCUGAAGGGCUCCAAGCUGCAGGAGGCGGCCGCGCAGCAGCAGUACAACCGCGCCGCUGAGGACAUCGAGCUGUGGCUCUCCGAGGUGGAGGGUCAGCUGCUGAGCGAGGAUUAUGGCAAGGACCUGACGAGCGUGCAGAACCUGCAGAAGAAGCACGCGCUGCUGGAGGCGGACGUGAGCUCGCACGCCGAGCGCGUGGAGGCGCUGCGCAGCCAGGCCGAGACCUUCAUCGAGAAGGGCCACUUCGACGCCAAGAACAUUCGCAAUAAGAUCGAAGCGCUGGUAGCCCGCUACGCAGCCCUCGAGAAGCCGAUGGCGGUGCGCAAGCGCCGUCUCCUGGACUCGCUGCAAGCGCAACAGCUGUUCCGCGAUUUGGACGAUGAGGCGGCCUGGAUCAGGGAGAAGGAACCCAUCAUCGCUUCUACUAACAGAGGUCGCGACCUAAUCGGCGUGCAGAACCUGAUGAAGAAGCACCAAGCGGUGAUGGGCGAGAUGGGCCAGCACGAGGCCCGCGUGGAGGCCGUGCGGGCGGCUGGCCAGGCGCUUAUCGACGCGCAGCACUUUGCGGCCGAGGACAUCGCCGCGCGGCUGCAGCAGCUGCAGAGGACCUGGUCGCAGCUGCACGAGAAGGCGCUGCAGCGCAAACAAGACCUCGAGGACUCGCUGCAAGCGCAGCAGUACUUCGCGGACGCGAACGAAGCGGAGUCCUGGAUACGGGAGAAGGAGCCGAUGGCGAACACGCAGGACUACGGCAAGGACGAGGACUCCUCGGAGGCGCUGCUCAAGAAGCACGAGGCGCUGCUGUCCGACCUCGAGGCCUUCGGGAACACCAUCAAGGCGCUGAGGGAACAGGCCGAUUCGUGCCGGCAACAAGAGUCGCCCGUGGUGGACGUGUCGGGCAAGGAGUGCGUGGUGGCGCUGUACGACUACGCGGAGAAGUCGCCGCGCGAGGUGUCCAUGAAGCGCGGCGACGUGCUCACCCUGCUCAACUCCAACAACAAGGACUGGUGGAAGGUGGAAGUGAACGAUCGCCAAGGUUUCGUGCCUGCUGCGUACGUGAAGAAGAUCGAAGCUGGCCUCUCCUCCAGCCAGCAGAACCUCGCGGACUCCAGCUCCAUCGCCGCUAGACAGAACCAGAUCGAGGCACAAUAUGACAACCUGCUGGGUCUCGCCCGGGAGCGGCAGAACAAGCUCAACGAGACGGUCAAGGCGUACGUGCUGGUGCGCGAGGCCGCCGAGUUGGCCACCUGGAUCAAGGACAAGGAGAUGCACGCGCAAGUGCAGGACGUCGGCGAGGACCUGGAGCAGGUGGAGGUGAUGCAGAAGAAGUUCGACGACUUCCAGAACGAUCUGCGCGCGAACGAGGUGCGCCUCGCCGAGAUGAACGAGAUCGCCGUGCAGCUCAUGACCGUCGGCCAGACGGAGGCUGCGCUCAAGAUCAAGACGCAGAUGCAGGAGCUGAACUCGAAGUGGUCGUCGCUGCAGCAGCUGACGGCGGAGCGCGCCGCGCAGCUGGGCUCGGCGCACGAGGUGCAGCGCUUCCACCGCGACGUGGACGAGACCAAGGACUGGAUCGCGGAGAAGGAGCAGGCGCUCGCCACCACCGAGCUGGGCCGCGACCUGCGCUCCGUGCAGACGCUGCAGCGCAAGCACGAGGGGCUGGAGCGCGACCUGGCGGCGCUGGGCGACAAGAUCCGGCAGCUGGACGACACGGCGAACCGGCUGAUGGCGACGCACGGCGACUCCGCCGACGCCACGUACAGCAAGCAGCGCGAGAUCAACGACGCCUGGCACCAGCUGCAGGCGCGGGCCAACGCGCGCAAGGAGAAGCUGCUCGACUCCUACGACCUGCAGAGGUUCCUCUCGGACUACCGCGACCUGAUGGCGUGGAUCAACUCGAUGAUGGCGCUGGUCAGCUCAGACGAGCUCGCCAACGACGUCACCGGCGCGGAGGCGCUCCUCGAGCGGCACCAGACUCAGCGGCUGGAGAUAGACGCGCGUUACGGCGUUAUGCCGCAGGAGCACCGCACGGAGAUGGACGCGCGCGCGGGCACGUUCCAGGCGCUGGAGCUGUUCGGCCAGCAGCUGCUGCAGGGCGGCCACUACGCCUCGCUCGACAUACAGGAGAAGCUCAGCGCCAUGGCCGAUGCGAGACAGGAGCUGGAGAAGGCGUGGGUGGCGCGGCGCAUGAAGCUGGACCAGAACCUGGAGCUGCAGCUGUUCUACCGCGACUGCGAGCAGGCGGAGGGCUGGAUGGCGGCGCGCGAGGCGUUCCUCGCGCCCGGCGCCGCCGACACGCCCGACGCGCCCGACAACGUCGAGCAGCUGAUCAAGAAGCACGAGGACUUCGAUAAGGCGAUCAAUGCGCACGAGGAGAAGAUAGCGCAGCUGCAAACGCUGGCGGAGCAGCUGGUCGCGUCGGAGCACUACGCGGCGGACGACAUCGCGCGCAAGCGGCAGCAGGUGCUCGACCGCUGGCGCCACCUCAAGGAGGCGCUCAUCGAGAAGCGCUCCAAGUUGGGUGACGAACAAACGCUGCAGCAAUUCUCCCGCGACGCUGACGAGAUGGAGAACUGGAUCGCCGAGAAGUUGCAGCUCGCCACUGAGGAGAGCUACAAGGACCCAGCCAACAUCCAAUCGAAGCACCAGAAGCACCAGGCGUUCGAGGCGGAGCUGGCCGCGAACGCGGAGCGCAUCCAGUCCGUGCUGGCGAUGGGCGGCAACCUCGUGCAGCGCGGACAGUGCAGCGGCAGCGAGGACGCCGUGCAGGCUCGGCUCGCAUCUAUCGCGGACCAAUGGGAGUUCCUGACGCAGAAGACGACGGAGAAAUCCCUAAAACUGAAGGAAGCCAACAAGCAGCGCACUUACAUCGCUGCCGUCAAGGAUCUGGACUUUUGGCUUGGAGAGGUUGAAAGUCUGUUGACAUCCGAGGACUCUGGCAAGGACUUGGCAUCCGUCCAGAACUUGAUGAAGAAGCACCAACUCGUGGAAGCUGACAUCCAAGCUCACGAAGAUAGAAUUAACGACAUGAACGCGCAAGCGGACGCGCUGGUGUCGUCCGGGCAGUUCGACAGCGCGGGCAUCGGGUCGCGGCGCGCGGCCAUCAACGAGCGGUUCGAGCGCGUGCGCAGCCUCGCCGCGCACCGCCGCGCGCGCCUGCACGAGGCCAACACGCUGCACCAGUUCUUCCGCGACAUCGCCGACGAGGAGUCCUGGAUCAAGGAAAAGAAAUUGCUGGUCGCGUCCGACGACUACGGUCGUGACUUGACCGGCGUGCAGAACUUGCUGAAGAAGCACAAGCGGCUUGAAGCCGAGUUGGCCAGCCACGAACCCGCUAUCCAGGCCGUUCAGGAGGCGGGCGAGAAGCUGAUGGAGGCGUCGUCGGGCGGCGGCGGCGCGGGCGAGAUCGAGGUGCGCCUGCGCGCGCUCGCCGCCGCCUGGGACGCGCUGCAGGCGCUCGCCGCCGACCGCGGCGCCAAGCUGCACCAGUCGCUCGCCUACCAGCAGUUCCUCGCCAAGCUCGACGAGGAGGAGGCCUGGAUCAGUGAAAAACAACAACUGGUCGUAGUCGGCGAAUGCGGCGACAGCAUGGCGGCCGUGCAGGGCCUGCUGAAGAAGCACGAAGCGCUCGAGGCCGAGCUCGCCGCCCGCGGCGAGCGGGUCCGCGACCUCACCACCGAGGGCGAGAAGCUCCUGGCGGCGGGCAACAUCCACGCGGACGCGCUGUCGCACAGGCUGCACGCGCUGCAAGCCAAGCUGGACAAGCUGACGUCGCUGGCGGCCCGCAGGAAGGCGGCGCUCGUCGACAACUCGGCGUACCUGCAGCUGCUGUGGAAGGCGGACGUGGUGGAGUCCUGGAUCGCCGACAAGGAGACGCACGUGCGCUCCGACGAGUUCGGCCGCGACCUGUCCACCGUGCAGACGCUGCUCACUAAGCAGGACACGUUCGACGCGGGGCUCGCGGCGUUCGAGCACGAGGGCAUCCAGAACAUCACCGCGCUGAAGGAGCAGCUGGUGGGCGCGGGGCACGAGCAGAGCGCCGGCAUCGCCAAGCGGCACGCCGACGUGAUCGCGCGCUGGCAGCGGCUGCUCGCCGACUCGGCCGCGCGCAAGCAGCGCCUGCUGCAGCUGCAGGACCAGUUCCGCCAGAUCGAGGAGCUCUACCUCACCUUCGCCAAGAAGGCGUCAGCGUUCAACUCGUGGUUCGAGAACGCGGAGGAGGACCUCACGGACCCGGUGCGCUGCAACUCAAUCGAAGAGAUUCGCGCGCUGAGGGAUGCGCACGCGCAAUUCCAGGCGUCGCUGUCAUCAGCGCAGAGCGACUUCGAAGCGCUGGCGGCGCUGGACGAACAGAUCAAGUCGUUCAACGUUGGCGCCAACCCGUACACCUGGUUCACCAUGGAGGCUUUGGAGGAGACCUGGAGGAACCUGCGCAAGAUUAUCGCGGAGCGUGACGUGGAGCUGACCAAGGAAGCGCAGAGGCAAGAGGAGAACGACAAGCUGCGCAAGGAGUUCGCGAAGCACGCCAACGCCUUCCACCAGUGGCUCACCGAGACACGGUACCGGCUGCUAGGCUGGGACGGCACGUCGAUGAUGGAGGGCACGGGCUCGCUGGAGCAGCAGCUGGCGGCGCUGCGCACGCGCGCCGGCGAGGUGCGCGCGCGCAGGCAGGACCUGCGCCGCCUCGAGGAGCUCGGCGCCGCGCUGGAGGAGCACCUCAUCCUUGACAACCGGUACACGGAGCACAGCACGGUGGGGCUCGCGCAGCAGUGGGACCAGCUGGACCAGCUGUCCAUGCGCAUGCAGCACAACCUCGAGCAGCAGAUACAGGCGCGCAAUCACUCUGGCGUGAGCGAGGACGCGCUGAAGGAGUUCUCGAUGAUGUUCAAGCACUUCGACAAGGACCGGUCGGGGCGCCUCAACCAGCACGAGUUCAAGUCGUGCCUGCGCGCGCUCGGCUACGACCUGCCCAUGGUGGAGGAGGGGCAGCCCGACCCCGAGUUCGAGGCCAUACUCAACAUAGUGGACCCGAACCGCGACGGGCAGGUGUCGCUGCAGGAGUACAUGGCGUUCAUGAUCAGCAAGGAGACGGAGAACGUGCACUCGUCCGAGGAGAUCGAGAACGCGUUCCGCGCCAUCACCGCGCACCAGGACCGCGCCUACGUCACCAAGGAGGAGCUCUAUGCGAACCUGACGAAGGAGAUGGCGGACUACUGCGUGGCGCGCAUGAAGCCGUACGUGGAGCCCAAGAGCGAGCGCGCCAUCCCCAACGCGCUCGACUACAUCGACUUCACGCGCACGCUGUUCCAGAACUAACCGCACUUUGUCAUUAAAUCCAUAUACCUA
Zerene cesonia (dogface butterfly) is the source of this 7531-nucleotide messenger RNA. RefSeq names its product spectrin alpha chain (gene alpha-Spec). Gene Ontology annotation, cellular component: cell junction; cortical actin cytoskeleton; cell projection. Bases 170 to 7501 code for a protein of 2443 amino acids. Gene Ontology annotation, molecular function: actin filament binding; calcium ion binding. The record is from RefSeq and is a predicted model, not a curated record. NCBI's taxonomy places the organism in Eukaryota, Metazoa, Arthropoda, Insecta, Lepidoptera, Pieridae. The transcript has 46 exons. Gene Ontology annotation, biological process: actin cytoskeleton organization.